Molecule: messenger RNA, 1807 nt
Organism: Zingiber officinale
Lineage: Eukaryota; Viridiplantae; Streptophyta; Magnoliopsida; Zingiberales; Zingiberaceae
Product: G-type lectin S-receptor-like serine/threonine-protein kinase SD2-5
Exons: 6
Coding region: 108-1661 (517 amino acids)
Biological process (GO): protein phosphorylation
Molecular function (GO): protein kinase activity; ATP binding
Source: RefSeq, a predicted model, not a curated record
GAAUAAUUAUCUAUCGUUUACUUUGACUUGCGUUUCCGUGUUGAUCCCGAUACUCGUAGCCUCUCCAUUGCUUUUCUCAUCCCUGGCAGAUCAGUUCGAUCAGAGUCAUGAAACCACCUACGCCCUUCAAAAUCUUUGUAGCAAUCGUCUCCGGAGCUACAGCCAUCUGCUUGCCAAUCAUCGCACUCACGACGUAUCAGGUCCCAGCCUUUAACAUAACCACCUUUGCCAUAGUUCUGUGUGUGUUAUUCGUUAAAUUAAUAUGGCUCUACAGACAGUCGAGCAAACAACUUCGGCCCCACAUGACUGCCGUAAUCAUCGCCAUAGCUGUAAUUUUCUCUGGGCUAAUUCUUGGCGUGGCAAUAUGGAGGAUCCCUCUCGCCAUCCCCACUGUCGUGGCUGUGGUUCUGUUCGUGGUGUUUAGUGUGGUUACAGCCAUUACCAGGUGGUUCCCCAGAAGAAAGUAUCAGUAUCUAACCAAUUUCGACACGAAACCACGAUCAGUUGCGAGAAGAGCACUCCUCAAUAAGCCGACAAGGACGACAAUGAUACCACGAACAGUAGCUAGAAGAGCACUCCCUGAUGAGCCAAUCAGGACAACGACGAUCGAGAAUUUUCUUAACAAGUUAGCCGAAGAAAGGCCCAUCCGGUUUUUGCCUCAGCAGCUCGCAGAGUUCACGCAAAAUUUCACAGUCAAAUUGGGUUCUGGCGCGUUCGGAUCAGUCUAUAAAGGCGAACUCCCCGACCAAAAACCCAUCGCCGUCAAAGUCCUCGUCGGAAUCAUGGACAAGAGAAUGGAGGAGCAGUUCAUGGCGGAAGUGGGCACCAUCGCCGGCACCCAACACAUCAACCUCGUCCGUCUAUACGGCUUCUGCUACGACGACACCCUGAUCGCGCAGGUGUAUGAGUUCAUGGAGAACGGCUCCCUCGACAAGUUCUUGUUCAACGAGGACGACGUCGACACGUUACAAGAAAAUGAUCGCAAGGUGAUAGAGUUCGGAAGGCUGAAUGAGAUCGCCAUCGGCGCGGCGAAAGGAAUCCGGUACCUGCACGAGGAGUGCCAGCGGCGGAUCAUCCACUACGACAUCAAGCCGGGUAACAUCCUCCUCGACGCCAACUUCAACCCGAAAGUGGCGGACUUCGGGUUGGCCAAGCUGAUGGGCAGGGAGUACACCCACAUGAGCAUGACCGGAAUGAGGGGCACGCCGGGGUACGCGGCGCCGGAGAUGUGGUUGCCUUAUUCUCCGGUCACCUACAAGUGCGACGUCUACAGCUUCGGGAUGCUACUGUUUGAGAUGGUGGGGAGGAGGAAGAACUUCGAUUGCCGCGCGGCGGAGAGCGAGAAGAAAUGGUUUCCCAAACUGGUGUACAAGCAAUGGGACAGUGGAAUGCUGGGAGAGGUCAUGGCGGCUCGUGGGAUUGAGCAGAAGGCGGAGAGGGAGAGAGCGGUGAGGAUGUGCAAGGUGGCGCUGUGGUGCGUCCAGUACAGCGCGGAGGCGAGGCCGUCGAUGAGCAAGGUGCUGCAGAUGCUGGAGGGAGAGAUUGAGAUCGAGCCACCGCCGAAUCCUUUCACGGGCUUGUAUGUUUCAGACGUGCCUGAUAGUCAUUUGAGUGGAGGAAUCAGUAAUAGUAAUGACCUUCAAAGUUUACUUCCAGUUUGAAGCUAAUCCUUGUAAACUGAUAAUGUUUGAGGUUCGUGGGUUGGUGUAAGAUUUUCAUUUCUAGAUUUCUGCUGUAAGUAGAUUUGCCUAUCGAAGAGCAUACAGUGCAAAUCAUAUCAAUCAGAGCCACAUAAGCACUUUUGUCA